Messenger RNA from Mesorhabditis spiculigera, 597 nucleotides. The record is from the annotation of a GenBank genome assembly. NCBI's taxonomy places the organism in Eukaryota, Metazoa, Nematoda, Chromadorea, Rhabditida, Rhabditidae.
AUGAAAAGCCGGCUGCUCGUCUUACUGGCGAGCUUCUCCACAGCGUACGCCGAAACGCUGAAUGCCACUGCGGCCGUUGAGCUUGAUGAAUCGGCGAAAAAGCGGAGGUUUUGGCUUGGGUCGUUGCACGGAAUGUUGAUGGUGGUUGCGUGGAUAUUUCUGGCGCCAACGGCAAGUAUGGCGGCUAGAUAUCUACGAAGCAACACCUCCCGUGACAAUAUUGUCAAGAUUCCCAACUGGUUCUUGCUACACCGGAAUAUGAACUACGCUGCCGUGAUCCUGUCCGUUGUCUCAAUUAUCGUCAUCUUGUUCUCUCAGGGCUGGAGGUGGACAGGACCAUGGCCGGGGAUGGCGAAGGAUCCAUGGGGACCCGGAAGUCUUCAUAGUUUGUCAAUUCGCCGCCUAACCAUCACCCCGAUGCGCAUCGAUUCUGACGAUUCUGUCGAGCUGGACGACGACAAGAAGGGAUAUAACGUUUCUGAGUACGAGAUGGAGCGCAGAAAGCUCCUCCGCCGUGCCUCCAUCGUGUUCACCACCUUUGCCGGCGUCAGCGGCGUGGUGGCGGUGAUGAUCCUCGGGAAUAUGAUCCUCAAAUUA